This is a messenger RNA of Penicillium bovifimosum, 1458 nucleotides long. RefSeq names its product tellurite-resistance/dicarboxylate transporter family protein. Gene Ontology annotation, molecular function: malate transmembrane transporter activity. The transcript is spliced from 3 exons. Gene Ontology annotation, biological process: malate transmembrane transport. NCBI's taxonomy places the organism in Eukaryota, Fungi, Ascomycota, Eurotiomycetes, Eurotiales, Aspergillaceae. Bases 1 to 1458 code for a protein of 485 amino acids. Gene Ontology annotation, cellular component: membrane. The record is from RefSeq and is a predicted model, not a curated record.
AUGGCCACCGAACUCCAAGAACUUCCCCGACACAUGCGCAGCCCAGGCGAAGAUGGCUAUCGAACCCCAACAAUCGAGGAUGCCGAGCGCGCACUCUCGAUCCUCGGCGCCGUCGAAGAUAGUUCCAGUUUGCGCGAUGUCCAUUCUUCCGCCCUGGAAGCUGCGCUACAGCGUGCUUCGUCGCGGGCAACUCUGAAAUCGAAGCCAGAUAGAGAACCCGGGACUUGCCGGGAUCAUAACGGGCUGGGCCUGUCCGGGCAUGAACGUACGGCGUCGGGGGAGUUGGGAUGGAAGAAGCGCAUUCGACAUGUUACUUGGGCUUAUUUUACGUUGACGAUGGCGACGGGGGGGCUUGCUAAUGUAUUUUAUGAAGUCCCAUUCCGAUUCAGAGGCCUUGAUACAAUUGGCAUCGUGGUAUUCCUCAUCAAUAUCGCUCUAUACCUCCUCAUCUGGACAGCGCUACUCAUCCGCUUCUACAAUUUCCCUUACACAUUCAAAGCAUCCCUAAUGCACCCCACUGAAUCACUAUUCGUCCCCGCAGCAAUAGUCUCCUUCGGCACAAUCCUGAUCAACAUCUCGCAAUACGGACCGCAAAAUACCGGCCCCUGGCUAAUGCGCGCAGUCUGCAUUCUCUUCUGGAUCGACGCUGCGCUCGCCGUCAUGUUCUCGGCGGGCAUCUAUCUUCUCCUCUGGUCGACGCAGACGUUCACGAUAGCCCAGAUGACGCCCAUUUGGAUCUUCCCCGCGUACCCGAUGCUGAUCAUUGGUCCGCAUGCUGGGAUUCUCAGUUCGAAGCUGGAGCCCUCGCAGUCUCUGCCGGUUAUUAUUGGCGGGGUGACUAUUCAGGGCGUUGGGUUUUUGGUUUCGUUGAUGGUUUAUUCGGCGUUUAUCUAUCGGUUGAUGACGCAGAAGUUGCCGAGGGAGAAUCUGAGGCCGGGUAUGUUUGUUUCGGUUGGUCCGAGUGGGUUUACCGUGGCUGGGUUGGUGAAUAUGGCUGCUGGGGCGCGGAGGUCGUUUCCAGUGGAUUUUAUGGGGAAUGGGCUGUUGGCGGCGGAUGUGUUCAGGUUUGGGAUUAAUUUUUCGUGUCUUUGGCUUUGGGGGUUGGCAAUAUUCUUCUUCCUCAUUGCAGGUGCUGCCCAUUGGUCGGCGAUCGGACAUGGCCGCAUUGAUUUCUCAAUGACCUGGUUCUCGUUCAUUUUCCCUAAUACUGCAUUGAUCACUGCUACCUUCGCUAUUGGGCAAGCAUUCUCUUCCAAGGCUAUAAACAUUGUUGGGUGUGUGGCGGUGUUCCCGCUGCUGUUGAUGUACUUCUUUGUGUGUUAUAUGAUGAUCCGGGCUAUUAUAACGCGACAGAUCCUGUGGCCGCAGAAGGGUGAGGAUAGAGAUGAGGGUGGUUUCGAGAUCGUUCGGGUGAAGCCAGCUGCUUCGCCUGGGGAUGAAAGUGCUAGUCCUGCAUGA